Molecule: messenger RNA, 3270 nt
Organism: Pseudozyma flocculosa PF-1
Lineage: Eukaryota; Fungi; Basidiomycota; Ustilaginomycetes; Ustilaginales; Ustilaginaceae
Exons: 1
Coding region: 1-3270 (1089 amino acids)
Source: RefSeq, a predicted model, not a curated record
AUGUCCUCGCCCAUCGACGAGCCUGCGAUGGCGGGCCACAUCCGCAGCUUCAGCUCACCGAGCCUCUCGUCAUCGUCGCACACACCCUCAUCGUGCAACCUGGACGACGUCGGCCCGCACGACCUGUCGGACGUCUCGUCGCUCGACGGGUCCGAAUUCGAAAUCAUCGACGUCGUGCGACGACCCGCCUCAUCGCUCUCUGCAAGGUCCCGCGAACAUGCGGGCGCCGAGGGCAGCCACGAUGCACCUUACGAUGGCAGCCUGCUCGGUGAUCACGCCGACCAGUGGGCCACGGUCCCCCGCCACACGACCCUGGCCGAUGGCAGCCACGCCGUCGACGUGCAUCGCCUCGCUCCGAACCAGAAUUCGCGCACGCAGCGCGUCGUCGGUGGCGACAACAUCGACGGCGACGAGCGUGGAGACCUGUCUGCCGUCCUCAAUGAGCAAGAUGCCGCCGAGGCCGACCUGCUCAACCGUAGCUUGACUUCAACUUUUGCCCUGUCUCGCCACGAGCAGCAGGACAGCGGUCCCUCGUCCAGCACCAACUCGACCUGCAUCGUCACUCCGCUCGCUUCGAUCCUGGCCAAUGCCACAAGCCACCGGCUCUCGAGCUUUCCGGAGCGAGAGAGCGACGGCGAAAACGCCAUCGCCAGCUCCGAUGCGACGCCCUCGGUGCUCGCAGCCUCGCAGUUCACGUUCCCCGACCCGCUCAGCGUGUCGAUGGCUGGGCCGGUUGGACACGAGGACGAAGGCGGCGCCGAUGCCGCCGGCGGUUGCCCGGUAGUCUCGGCUCCCUCUGACCAUUCGCAAGCGCUCCGCAACCGGCGAUGGACCCCGGUCCCGAGCGAGGCAAAGACCACCGACCCGUCGAUGGUCAGCCGUCCGAGCGAGCGCGGGUGGAACCGUGCGAGAGCGGCGGCGGCAAAGGCGGGGGCACCGACCGCCACCGCGUCGAGCUUCGGCUUCAACACCUUCGAUCCGGCGUCGCUCGGGUCCACCGAGGUGGCAGCCAAGUCGGGCGACCUGCGCUCAGCGCUGGCCGGCCGUCCGGUGCGCAGGACCCACAUCGACCUUCCCGCCGCCAUCAAUGUCUACUACCUUGGCCGUCGUCCGAGCGCGGCCGUGCUGUGGCGCAUCUCGCAGGCGGUCAAGUCCUCGCUUGUCGAGGCGGCGGGCGUUCCUCUGCAGCCUCACGCGCGCGACGUCCACCAAGGCGGUAUCGUCGUCACCAGGUCGGCCGCCGGCAACGCCUUUGGCAAGCGCGUCCUCCAUCUCAAGGAGGUCGACUGCACCGAGGCACGCGACGACAGCGCGGAGCGGACCGCAAUGGUCGAGGGCUACCUCAAGGGCACUGCCGCGCAUGACGUCGCCAAGGGCAACGCGCUCAUCAUCUGCUGCCUCGAGGGCGGCGAGGCCAGCACCUCGACCAGCCUGCCCAGCCACCUCGCCAGCCUGCUCGAAUUGAUCCAUGCCCGCCUCCCCUCGCCCACCCAGCUGGGCAGUCAGGCAGCACAGGUCCCCAAGCCGCUGGUCCUGCCAGUCUCGUGCCCGAGAUCGAGCGCGGAUGCCGACGACGCCAUCUCCAUCGCUUCGUCCGGCCAGCGCGAGCUCGUGCGCCAGCUCUCAAGCCGCAUGGAUGUCCAGGCCAUCGAUCGAGAGUGGAGCUCAACCCUGGCCGAGACCCUGCGACUGCUCAAGGCCAUCUGCUCGGCUCCCCACCUGCACGUGCAGUUUGCCCCCGGCACCGCCUUUGUGCGCGUCAUUGGCUUCGAGGCCCUCGUCUCAAACUCGGCAAGCUGGUUCCGCGGCGAUGCCACCUGGGCAUGCCGCGCGGCGAUGACCCUGACGACGCCGUCCAACUCGCCGUUGGUCCUCCUCCAGGGCGCCGAGUCGGAGCCUCGAGGCAUGCAAGCGCCGCCGGCCUGGCUGACAAAGACGCGCAAGUGGCUAUCCCGCGGUGCUCAGAAUGCCCCCUUCUAUCAGGAAUCGCUCGAAUCGGGCAAGGAGAAGCUCGAGGACGACGAGGUCCUCGGCCCGCUCGAGGACCGCGACGACCUCGAGCGUCUCUCGACUCGCAAGCUGCUCUCACGCCACCGCAUGCUCAAGCUCCUCGUCCUCGCCAUGUCGCUGCUGUCGUGCGCCGCGCUGCUCGGCAACGGCACCGUGCCGCUGGCGAACAAGCUUUUCGAUCAGGGAACCCGGCUUUCGCGCGCCUCGCUGUCCAAGCCGACAGCGAUGUCGAUCGUGAACUCGCUCACCCCCGGCGGCGGCGGCGCUUUCCUCGACUGCACUCGCAACCUCUCCCAGAGCAUCGCAAGCCGUCACUCCGCCUCUUCGAGCCUCGUCAACGUACCCGCUGCCGGAUCGAGCGGGACGAGCGGGACGAGUCCGACCGCCAGUCGCCGCACCAAGUCUACGCCGAGCAAGCCAUCCGAGCUGCGACCGAAUGCCAUGGCGAGCACGGCCGUGGCCGUUCGCAGCGCCGCUAACCAGACCACCGGCCUCUCCGUCUACCAGCAGACCGUGUUUGGCGAUCCCCCAAUGGCCGUCACGAACGAUAGUGGCAGCAGCAGAACGAAGGGCAAGGCCAAGGCCAAGGGCAGAGCCAAGACCAAGGGCAAGUCCAAAGGUGUCGGCCGCGUCCAACGCUCGGCCGGCGGUUCGGCGACGGAGUCCGCAGCCUCGGCGCCGGCGCAGGGUCGGGUCCUUGAUCGCCUGCUGCGCGGCGCGCAUCAGGCCAAGACGGCGCUCAUCGCCGGCGCCCGGCUAUCGUGGCAGUACUGGCUGUCGGAGCUGUGGCGCGUCUACCACGACAUUGUCCUUCCAGCCCAGCAGUACUAUGCCGACGCGUCGCUGCAUGCCUCGCGGAUGCUGCACAGUGCUCGCACCGCCUCGAAGGUGUUUGCCGACAAGCACAGACACGACGCCCGCCACCUGCUGUCGGACGCGGUCCGGGGCGCCGUCGUCGUCGACGAUAUGGUUCGCGCCCGUGCGCUCGAGACGCGCCAGUGGGCGCGCAGCAUCUUUCGCGACAUGACCAAGGGAGCCGUCAUAGUCUCGGACGCUGCAUCGAGCAGCCUGGCUUCUGCGGCCGAGGAGCUCAAGACGAAGGGCGAAAACCUCGCGCAGCACCUCAAGUCCAAGCGCCUGGACGAGAGGUUGCGGCAGCGCGCGUCCGAGGCGCGCCGCUACAGCGACCAGCUCCUCGGGUCGGCGCUGAGGCGCGGCGAUGAGCAGCUCGAGUACUGGUUCUUUGCCGACGACGACUGA